Molecule: messenger RNA, 5234 nt
Organism: Diabrotica virgifera virgifera (western corn rootworm)
Lineage: Eukaryota; Metazoa; Arthropoda; Insecta; Coleoptera; Chrysomelidae
Product: pH-sensitive chloride channel 2-like
Exons: 12
Coding region: 92-1879 (595 amino acids)
Biological process (GO): chemical synaptic transmission; signal transduction; regulation of membrane potential
Cellular component (GO): synapse; neuron projection; membrane
Molecular function (GO): transmembrane signaling receptor activity; neurotransmitter receptor activity; chloride channel activity
Source: RefSeq, a predicted model, not a curated record
AGCCGGGAGUUAAGAUUGCUCAAUCUUUGGUGGAAGUGUUGGCAAAAAAUUAACUUUUCUUAUUCAGAGACAAUCGUGAUAUCUAUAUAAAAUGUAUUGUUGUUAUUCAUCAGGUGUUAUCAUGAAAAAUGUACGUUUAGUGGUUUUUUGUGUAUUUUUGGGAAGUUUAGUAAAGUGCGAAAUAAGUAACACCAAGUUUUUAACAACUUCCACAAGAUCGUCAGUAAUGAGUAUACCAAAGCCAGAAUCGAAUAUACCAAGAACAAUUAAAGAUCAAAAUAAAACGUUAGACGUAUCAACUUCAACCAAAGGUCCCAUAAUAAGACAAAAUGAAGUCACAACUCCAGAGAGCACUACUCCUACGGAAACCACCAACACAGAACCUGUCGUAGAUUUAGAGUGUCCAGAAUUAUCCACCAUACCCAACUUAAAUAAGUAUACGCAAGAGGAACUCAUCUUGCUAUUAACUGAUGGCUGUCGAUAUGAUAGACUUAUAAAGCCACCUGGAGAACAAAUAGAAGUAUUUUUCCGAAUGGAUAUAACACAUAUUGAGUCAGCAGACCAUUUGAAGUCUCAAAAUAUCCGAAUUAUGAUCAAGCGGAGUUCUAAAGGGCCCCCUCGCCGUACAGAUGAAACAAGUCGUAGUCACAUAAGCCAACUCAAAGCUCACAUUUUGGUCCAAAUGAGAUAUAAAGAUAUCCGAUUGAGUUAUGCUGCUUUGAGUCCAAACAAACGAUUUAUCAGAGGAGAAGAGGAUUUAAAAGACAGAAUCUGGGCACCGCAUUUGAUUCUGUCUAACGAGAAGGAAUCCAGUUUGAUGGGUUUAAGUGAUAAAGAUAUAUUUAUACAGAUAAACCCAGAUGGAGAAGUUGUAUAUGGAUAUAGACUAAGUACCUUAUUCUAUUGCUGGAUGGACUUGAAGAAGUUUCCGUUUGAUCGCCAGACUUGCGAUCUUACAUGGGUUAGUUGGGCCUAUAAUGCAACUGAUCUAGCUAUAGAAUGGGAAACCGAUUCUCCAUUUACGAUAGGAAAAAAUCUUCAUUUGACCGAGUUUAUUAUAGAGGAGAGUUGGACAGAAUCGCAUAUUUUGCCAAAUCAAUUUUAUCAAGGUGGACAAGGCAAAAGUGGAAAUUAUAGUGCCAUAGUGUUUAAAUUUAAUCUUAGGAGAGAAGUUGGUUAUUAUAUAAUGGAUUACUAUCUACCGUCUAUGCUAUUGGUAUGUACAUCGUGGGUUACCUUUUGGCUACAAGCUGAUGCUUCUCCUCCCAGGGUUGUAUUGGGUACCUCAACUAUGCUUGCUUUUAUUACAUUAAACGCCAAUUUAAGCAAAAAUUUGCCCAAAGUUUCAUACAUAAAACUGAGCGAAAUUUGGUUCUUAGCUUGUACAAGUUUUAUAUUUUUUUCACUCGCUGAGUUUGCUUUUGUAAACGUAAUAUGGAGACGAAAGAAAAAAGUAGAACUAAAGAAACCUAGCAGCAAACAUAUACUAAAAGGUGCCAUCACACCCAGUCUAGCAAGAAGACAUGUAAGAAAGGCAAAUUCAAUGAACAACCUUCAUAAAACAAGAUCGUGUAGCAGCCUUGAUAAAGAACAGGAGGAAAAGAACAUACAACAAAAUUAUUUAACCGUUCAUAGUUUCCCAAGCUCUUUAAUUAUACCGACUAUAACACAUAGUCAAGAUGAUCUCAUAGACGAUAGUUCAGUAACUACAGUUCCCGUUCUUGAAGCACAACAUCAUAACUACCAUCUACCUGCUCAUUUCACCACUAUGACUCCACAAGAAGUAGCCAUCUGGAUAGACAAAAAGUCAAGAAUUGUUUUUCCAGUUGCAUUUUUAAUUUUUAAUGUAUUUUAUUGGUUAUUUGCAUAUAUCUUAUAAUACAUAAUUAUAUUUUUUAAAUAUUUUAACUGUGAUCUGAAGUGUAUACAUAGACUGCCAAAAAUGUUUAGUUAUUAGCUAUUAUUACUUUCCUUGUACUUGUUAUAAUAAAACCCUGACUUAUAUUAUUAGUCUCCAUUCCUCCAAAUUGCAGUAAAACCCCGCAAAUAAGAACUAAUUGGGGGACACCCUGUUCGGAUUCCGAUAAGUUCAGAUUAACCGAAAGUUAACUUAUAAUUCAAAGCUUUCGUUGACGUUGAUUUGGAGUCGCUCACCUGUCUCACUCUUUCCCUCUCCCACCCAUCUCAGAUUGAUGUCACUGUUAGUUAACGGUCAUUGGCAAAUAUAAAAAACCACGAGCUUUGAAUAACAUGAGCCUGGUUAUUAUAGGGCCUUAAGGAAAUCAUGAAUGAAUAGUGUCGUCAUUAUAAAAUAUGGCAGUGUCCGUGUUUAAAAGAUAUUUCUGCUUUAUACAUACGGCGAGCCAUAUGGUUUGUUUUUCGUUGUUUUAAGGUGAAGGGAUGAUGGGCGUACUAGCCAGCCCACUUGAGAUUGAAACCUAUGAUAAGAAUGUAUUGCAGUUUUAAGGAAUGUGUAGAUAUUGGAUAUUAUGUUUUUAAGUCAGUCGAGUUUGUAACAUUCUUCGGAUAACAUCCAAAUAAAAACUUUAUUUUAAGCUACACUUGCGUAUUUUUAAUAGGGGUAAUUUUCUGUAAACGAAAGUUAUUUUCUAUAAUUUAAUUUCGAACCAGGGAUCUUUGCGUGAAGUAACUCGUGGACAUCCCUACGUAACAUUUUGGCGACCGCGAUAAGGACUUAGAUAUAUACGGCUGUGCUUAAAAGUUAGUUGUUUCCGCGUAUUUAGUGUACACUUUUUUCCGGCGAAUAAAUUCGUUUGUCGUGAGGCUCGGCCGAAGUUGUUACCCUUGUAAGCGAGAAAUAUGGCAUUAGAAUUAGAAACAAAACGCCGAACAGUGCUUCAUACUGCUUUUACGACAGCUGCUAAUGUUUUGAACAAUUUGUUAUCUGAAACGGUGGACACUCGACCCUGCAGCGGGACUCCGUGCACUUUCGUUUCAAGCGAUGCGAUCGCAUUUAUGCAAAUUAGCAGAGUAUAGACGUAGUAGAAGAGGUGUUCCCAAAUUCCCAACAGACUACUAAAUUCCACACGGACGUAAGCAGUGAUUGGUCGUUAUCAUCUGAUUUUGACAUAGAUAGACAUAUGGAUUUGGAUGAAUUUUUGUGGUUAUAAUGGAAAUAUGAAGACGUGGAAAGAUAUGCAGAAAGUUGAGACAAGUUAUGUAAGGUCUAGAACAGUUCACACAAAGAAACAAGAUGAUUUAUACUAUGAGUAUAGUUUUUAAUCAAUUUCAUGCUAUGAGUGUAACAGAAAUAACAUAAUAAUAUGCAAGGAGUAUAGAUGCUAGGAGAGUAUAUUAUAUUCAUUGAUGUGGAUAUAAGCCCAACUAUAAAAUAAUUAGGACACAGAAACCUGUUCCAUUCAUUGUCCCUCCAGACUGAUUUGCAAACUGUGAGAUCAAGGACAGCUUUCUAUCAGUUAUGUAUUGGAAAACACAUGCUGAACCAUGCAUCUGUAAAAACUACAAGAAAAAAUGGUUGUAGAGAAAUUAAUGAGGUGCCACCCAAUAAAAUUUCAUGAGAUUCAAGAAUGUGAAGAUACAUGAGCAAUUUCAGAUGAUGCUGCAAGGUGUUUGGGAGAAAAUAAAAAGAGAAACUGAGUAAACAUUGAAUUUGAUAUUAAGAUAGUUUUUUAGCUCACAAAUGUUUUUUGUUUUGUAUCUGUAUUAAAUUUUUAUUAUACAGUAGGUACUUAGCACCCCAAUUAUCCGUGCUCCUCGUGACCGGAAGUGGCACGGAUAAUUGAAAAGCACAGAUGAUCCAAUCAUUAAUUUCUUAUACAGUGAGCACGUAAAGGUUGGAAUAAAUUCAUUUUCUCGAGAAUGGACGACUUUUGAAAAAAAUCCCAAAACAGGUCAAUUUUUAAUUUUAAAUUACGACUUUUUGGCAUAUAUAUAAUACUAGUGACGUCACCCAUCUGGGGGUGAUGACGUCAUCGAUGAUUUUUUUAAAUGAGACUAGUAGUCGUGUGAUAGCUCAUUUGAAAGGUAAUUCAAUUCUCUAUUCAGUAAUAUAAACAUUAACAUAAAUAUUUAUACAGGGUGUCCAAAAAAUUUAUUUUUGUAUUAAAUUUAUUGACAUAAAAAGAAGAAUGUAUGUAAUUUAUUUAUUUCAAAAUACAUUUUACUGCUCGCAGAAAACAGAAAAAAAAGUAUAUUUGAAAAAUAAUCAUUGCUUUUUGCUUAAAUUAAAUGUUCAAAUUGUCACAAGGCUGGUGGGUACCUGCUUUAAUAUUGAAUUUAAGCCAAAAACAAUAUUUAUUUGCCAAAAACACAUUUUUUCCUGUUUUAUGAUAGCAGUAAAAUGUAUUUUGAAUUAAAUAAAUUACACUCAUUCUUCUUUUUAUGUCAAUAAAUUUAAUUCAAAAAAAUUUUUUUUGGGCACCCUGUAUAAAUAAUUAUGUUAAUGUUUAUAUUACUGAAUAAAGAAUUGAAUUACCUUUCAAAUGAGCUAUCACACGACCCCUAUUCUCAUUUAAAAAAAACAUCGAUGACGUCAUCACGCCCAGAUGGGUGACGUAACUAGUAUGACAUAUAUGCCAAAAAGUCUUAAUUUAAAAAUAAAAAUUGACCUGUUUCGGGAUUUUUUCCCAAAAUCGUCCGUUCUUGAGAAAAUGAAUUUAUUCCAACCUUUACGUGCUCACUGUAUAUGAUUCAUAUAAGAAUAUUUCAUAAGAAUUUCUUAUGCAUGAUAUGUACUUACCUAUCAUAAAAAAAUAACAGAAAAAAUAAAUCUUUCAUUAUGAGUCUCCUUUUCUGCAUAUAGAGUUUCUGUCGAGUGAUUAAAGUGAUGCUAUUUUGAUAAAACCUUAAAAAUUCAAUUUGAGUAAUAGAAAAUCAUAGCACGGAUAAUCCGCAGCCCGGAUAAUGGGCACACGGAUCGGGGUUCUACUGUAGUUGUAUAGGCUAAUUUACAAGAAUGUUAGUUUGUUUUUAUAGAUUUUACUUGAUUCAUAAAUAUUGUGAAAUUUCUUAUAAGAUUAUAUUUACAUAUAUACGCAUACUUAAUUUAGGUCUGAAUUUUAAAGAAUUGUUAAGUAAUGAUGUUAUUUUAUAGACAACAUUAUAAUAUACUAGAGUUGUACUUUAAAAAUCAAAAUAUUACUGGGUCCCAGGCGGGGUUUAGAGGGGUUUUACCUUCGCCAUUGCACCAAUAAGAGCCUCCCCUCCUUUGAUUUCCGAGAUUUUUAAUAAAGAAUAAAAAAUUUUAAACAUUA